AUCGUGCCUCAGGCCUUCCAUCCAACAAAAAAUUCAACCAAUAUUACUAUUCAAAUCAUAAAAUAUUUUCAUUCAUAUAAAUUACUCAUUAUUUGAAAUUUGUUCCCCAACAAACCAGAUCAAUGGACGGUAUAUGUUUGAAACCGGGGUUUAUCGGGAUCACCACCACUCCGAUCACCGCCGCCGGUGAUAUUCGUAAAAACCCAUCUCAAAUUACCACCGCCAUCAGCCGUACGACCGCAAGUGCGAUUUCAUCGGAGAAACCGUCAGUAUCAGGUUCUCCUUCUCCUCGAACAACAUCCCCAUGGGGUUUUUCUCUAAAGUUCCCUCUCACUUCUUUGUUCGUCGGUAAUCGGAACCGCUACGAUGCGUUGGCCGUCGACGACGCCGUUUCGGUUGAUAGAAAAGAAGAAACCAAGGAAGAAAUUGAAUCUGACGGGAAAAACGAGAAUUGGGUGUUGAAAAUUCUUCAUGUCAGAUCUAUGUGGAAUGAAACGAAAGACAGUAGGAUCAAAGAGGAAGAUCAACAAGGUGAAAAUCUUUCGGUGGAUCAUGAAUUCAAUCACCAAGACGAGGUUUCUUUGGAUGAAGAAGAGUGUGAUGCGUGUAGGGUUGAUGAUGACGAUGACGACAAAAUUGAAUUCGAUAAAAAUUCCUUUUCAAAACUGCUUAGGAGGGUUUCUCUGGCUGAAGCAAGGCUGUAUUGUCAAAUGUCUUAUUUGGGGAGCUUAGCCUACUCCAUACCUAAAAUUAAGGCUGGGAAUCUCCUGAAACAUUAUAAGCUCCGUUUUGUUACUUCUUCUCUUGAAAAGAAAGCCCAACUGGCUGCAAAAGCUGGGGUUCAAGAAGGAGAAGACGACACUAAAACGAAAAAAGAUCAGACCUUGAAAGCUGAGGAUGAAAUAGUCUCAUUAGAUGGUGUUCAAGAAGAUGAACAAAUAAAAGAAACCAUUGAGAUUGAAGGGGAGAAGCGUGGUGGUAAUCUGAUAAGUGCUUCUACAGCUUAUCAUAUUGCUGCAUCUGCUGCUUCCUAUUUGCAUUCACAAACAAUGAACAUUAUUCCUUUCCAGUCUUCAGAAAACAAUAAGGGUGACGAUCGUAUUAGUAUGACCACUGACUCGGUGACAGCUGUGGUUGCUGCUAAGGAAGAAGUGAAGCAGGCCGUUGCGGAUGAUCUCAACUCGAUGCAUUCAUCGCCUUGUGAUUGGUUCAUAUGUGAUGAUGAUGAAAGUAGCACCAGAUACUUUGUGAUUCAGGGCUCUGAAUCACUUGCAUCAUGGCAAGCAAAUCUGCUUUUUGAGCCUAUUCAAUUUGAGGGACUUGAUGUAAUUGUGCAUAGGGGUAUAUAUGAGGCUGCAAAGGGGAUUUAUGAGCAGAUGCUGCCUGAAGUUCAUGCACACCUUCAAAGCCACGGAGAUUGUGCGAAGUUCCGUUUCACCGGGCAUUCUCUUGGCGGAAGCUUAUCUUUGCUUGUAAAUCUCAUGUUGCUGAUAAGGGGUCAAGUCCCUCGUUCUUCGUUACUUCCUGUUAUAACGUUUGGAGCACCCUCGGUUAUGUGUGGAGGCGACCGUUUGCUUCAUAAGCUUGGAUUGCCAAGGAGUCAUCUUCAGGCAAUCACAAUGCAUCGUGACAUUGUUCCCCGAGCUUUUUCUUGCAAAUAUCCAAGUCGUGUAGCCGAGCUUCUCAAGGCAGUAAAUGGGAAAUUUCGGAAUCAUCCAUGUCUUGAUAAUCAGAAUCUACUGUAUGCUCCAAUGGGGGAGUUCUUGAUUCUGCAACCAGAUGCAAAACUUUCUCCAAGCCAUGAUCUUCUUCCUUCAGGCAGUGGUCUGUAUAUAUUAAGCUCUCCGGUAUCAGAUGUGAUGGAGGCAGAGAAGCAAAUGAGAGCUGCACAGUCUGUGUUCUUAAAUACACCUCACCCGUUAGAGAUUCUGAGUGACCGGUCUGCUUAUGGUUCAGAGGGAGCAAUUCAGAGAGACCAUGACAUGGAAUCAUAUUUGGUAUCGGUUCAGAGUGUGAUCCGUCAAGAGCUUAACCGUGUAAGAAAAACAAGACGGGAACAACGACGACGUGCUUGGUGGCCCCUGGUGGUACGACAUGACGAGAAUGAGAGGAGUCAUCAGUUGACAGGAGUGUUGCAGACGGGAAGCGAGUCAUUGAAAAGGUUCACUCGGCUCGUGGCAUCGGAACAUAUGAAUUUGCUAGUAAUACUGUUGCUCCCCGCUAGAUUGUUGGUGGUGGAAGCAUGUAAUGUGAUGAGGCUUGGAUGAAGUCCUUCUCCUCCAUUUUAUCAAGUAAAACAUUCAUUUAUUGUUUAAUAUUGGUUGGUUCCCCCUGGGAAUUAUUGUAAUAUAAAGAUGCAUGGUAAAUAUAGCUAAAGAUACUCGGGCCUGACGAGCUUAAUGGAA
Cynara cardunculus var. scolymus (artichoke) is the source of this 2405-nucleotide messenger RNA. RefSeq lists its product as uncharacterized. Gene Ontology annotation, biological process: lipid metabolic process. The transcript has 5 exons. Gene Ontology annotation, molecular function: glycerophospholipid phospholipase A1 activity. The record is from RefSeq and is a predicted model, not a curated record. NCBI's taxonomy places the organism in Eukaryota, Viridiplantae, Streptophyta, Magnoliopsida, Asterales, Asteraceae. The coding region runs from base 123 to 2267 and encodes 714 amino acids.